AUGCAAGAAAUCAGCAUCGACUACGUUUCGUGCGUGUUGGCUUUAUGUACGACUUUUGGGAUUUUUGGAAACUUGAACGUGAUUGUUGCUUCGGUUCGAAAAGCGUGAGUUUUUUGUGAACUUACAGUAACUCAAUAUGUAUAACGAAUAGCAAGAAGAUUGAAAAAGCGUUUGCUGUAGGGGGGUUUUGUUAUGUCCUGAGUUUUUUUACAUAUUUAAGAAUCAGUGCAAACUUUUUCUCCGGAUAUUCAAAAAAAUUUGUUAUAACGAGGGUUUCGUAAGCGGAGAGCUGUUGGCGAAUUUUUCACUGUAAUACUAAAAACGAACGUUGUAACGACAAACAUUGUACUAUAUUAAACAGAAAUUGCAGUGAACUUCGUACAACAUGUAGCAUCCUCAUAGCGACAACCGCAUUCUUUGACUUAAUUCAUGAAUGCAGUCAUUACAUUAUGUUUUACGUAAAUUUCUCUUCUUUUUCACCAACGUUACUGCAGUGUUUUCAACUACAAUUUUUCUCAAUGAUUGGCUGCAACGCUGGAGGCAUCUUACUGUUGCUAACCAGCAUUGACAGGCUUUACUGUAUCUUACGACCAAUAGACUAUAAAAAUAUUAAUGGUGCGUUGGAGCUGACAGUUUGCAUUACAAUAGCUGUAUCAUAUGCGUUAUGGCUAAACUAUGAAGCUUAUUCGAGCUUACUGCCAAUUCAAGACCAAACUACCAUAUGUGGCUUGCCGUCAAGCUUCAAGAAUCGUGCGGAGCAAAUGUUUUCUUUAUGUACAGCUUUUAUCAAUUUUUUAACUUUGCUGAUAUAUGCAACUAUUUGGUUGUACGUUAAGAAGAUAACAAAGCAAAGAAUACCGUCGUUAUUGAGAAGUAUCGCAGCUGUUGCUAUUUGUGGUGUUGGUGGAUGGUUGCUAAGUUUCACACUAUUUGUUGCUGCCUUAGCUUCUAUGAAAAUUGUACCAGAGCAGUUGGUGAUGUAUUUGGGGUUACCGAUUAAUAUCAGUAUUACAUUGAACUAUCCCAUAUAUUUUUUAAUGAGGUAAGUUGGUCCGAACUUUCAAUAGGCAUGCUUAUAUACAGAAAUACUUAGGUAAAAGUUCAAAAACUAAAACGAUGUAUUAUUUCUCAGAUGCCCAAGAAACAUACUGCUCCAACUUUUUCUUCUUACUUUGUUUUUAACAUAUCUGUUUUACAUAGAUUAAAAACAUAAACCUAUAAGAACGUAUUAAUACAUGUCGGCUAGUUUUGUGCACCGUAGGGGUUUUGUCAACUUCCGUAAAAAUAAGCAAAAACAAGACUAAUAAGGCAAAAUAAAGAAUGCACUGAAGUAUGUAAACAAUGGCGUGUAAAUUCUAAUAAGCCCUAACAUAUUUAUGCUUACAGAGUAUUAGCUGUAUAGUGCAGGAAAUAUUAGUACUUAUAAUGCAGGAAAUAAUAGUACUUUACCUCUAAGCAAUAGAAAAGUCAGAGAAGUUUGUUUUUAACAAAUAAGACGACAUUAAAAUUAAUAAAUUAAUCAUUUUUAGUUCAGUCAAAAGUUAACGUUCAGUAUAAUCAAAAGAUGACAUUAAGACGAUGCGGUAAAAAUUAAACUGUUGGAACAACGUAAACUCUUUUUAGCCGUCAAUACCAGCGCGCAUUCCAAGAACAACUUCAUAUAUUAACGUGUGGUGUCCUGCAUCGAGGAAUGAGAAAAACCGCGGCGUACAGCACCACAAUUGCACGCUCACGUGGAACGUCUUCCGUUGCUCAGACAAACAGUUAA
Messenger RNA from Bursaphelenchus okinawaensis, 1768 nucleotides. NCBI's taxonomy places the organism in Eukaryota, Metazoa, Nematoda, Chromadorea, Rhabditida, Aphelenchoididae. The record is from the annotation of a GenBank genome assembly.